This is a messenger RNA of Myzus persicae (green peach aphid), 1600 nucleotides long. RefSeq lists its product as uncharacterized. NCBI's taxonomy places the organism in Eukaryota, Metazoa, Arthropoda, Insecta, Hemiptera, Aphididae. Bases 147 to 1379 code for a protein of 410 amino acids. The transcript has 7 exons. The record is from RefSeq and is a predicted model, not a curated record.
UUAUAUAAUACAAUAAUAACAUAAAUUAAAAUUUACUACUAUCUAUGAAUAUCUACAGUAUUUUGUCUUUGUGUAAAGAUUGAAACUUAACUAGUUCAAUAUUGUCCUUCAAUUGUCCUUAGUAUUCUUAAACCUUUUCCCUUUUUAUGACUGUUAUGUUAUUUAGUUUAUUCAGAAUGUGGAUAUUAAUACACUUAAUUGAUGAUGGAGAAAAAGUGCCAGACGUCAUUCCGAACACAUGGGCAAUUGAUCAAUCAAUCUGCUGGUAUCCAAAAAACUUAAAAUCAAAUGUUAUAAAUUCCUUAGCUCGGAAGCAAAGUAUGCCAGACCAUAGUAGUGAUGACUGGGAAUAUUGUUCUAUGCAAAUUAUAGAGACCAAUAUAAGUGAUUUUCAAAUUGGUCUUAAAAUGAUGGUGAAGUUGGCUAAAAACGCUCAAAAUUUACAUUCCGAUUAUGAGCAGCGGGGACGAGGAAAAAGAACCAAGUGUUUGUCAUCAAAGCGUUUAUUCGAUAACUUAGAUAGUGAUUGUUCUGUUGAUGAAGAUUUCGAAGCAUUAUUAAAUAGUAAUAAAAAAAAGUCAAAGACACACAACUUAUCCGUAUCAUUUCCUGAUUUCCCUUCAAUCGUAAAAGAUAAUACUAGUGAUGACACUCGUCCAAGCACUUCUAAUUGUACACCAGCAAGUAAAAUUAUAUCGUCAAGUCAUGAUAAUAUGUAUAACAAUGAUGAAACUUCAAUAGCAUCUACUCCAACAUAUUCUACAAGCAAUAUAUCUACAUCAAAUGCUUAUCAAUGUAAAAUAGCAAAGAAAUCACAUUCUUGUACUUUUCAGAAUGGUAUUGUUAAUGACCAAGAAACCCUGCUAUUUGCUAUGGCCCAUCAAUUAUGUAAAUUAUCUGCCGAAAAUAAGAAAAUAACUUCAAACAUGUUUUACAUUAAACAAGAAUUAAAUUCAUUUAUUGAGAAUAAAAAAUCGAGCCAUUGCGAAGAGCAUGAGCCAACUAGUUCCAGUGCAAUUAAUGAAAAUGUACUUUCACCAUUCCCCUUGAAAAAUGAAGAUGAACUUAUGUUAAUUGAAUCAAAAUUAUUGUCUGAAGAUUUAUCAUUCACUAAUAAAUUGGUAACUUCAUUUGUAUUUGCCUCGGAAGGAAAAUCAAUACAAAAAGUCACAACGAAUAUGCUGAAAACCAUAUUUUCUUAUGAGCUAGCUUCCGAAUAUAGUUGGAAAGGCCAGAAAAACAAAAAAAAAUUACAUACUUUGAACAUUUUUAAAGUUAUUAUAGAUGCAGUCUGCAUGAAGUUUCCCAAAGAAAUUAGUGUUAAAUGUACUGUUAUUCAAUCAAUUCAAACAUGGUUUGCAAGAGCGCCCUAUCAGUAAGUGUUUUUAUAUUAUCAUUAUAAUAUAUACAGUAGUAAAGCCUCCAUGAAAAGACACACUCUAAAACGGAAACUAUAUUAUAAUAGAAAAUAUCUAUGACACUCUAUAUAUACAUAUUACAUAUUAUAUUUAAAUGAUUCCUUACACUAUUAUGAUAUCACGUUAAUCUAUGACCAUUGACCAACUAUAUAAACUGAACAAGGGAUAUAUAUAUGAACAAU